CUGAUGAUGAAAUAACUGUCAUUCCGCCAUUAUCAAAAGUCGAAAUUGCACGAAACUGACGGAUUGCGAGGAAAGAACACUGAACACUGACUGGACAUCGCUUGUGCUGCUCGUUGUUCCUCGAAAUUUGCCUCAUCUCGGCGGAAACUUGGCUAGCGAGUGUUGUUACCAAUAGGACGAACUCCGAGCGGGUGAGAAAGAAACGCAGUGCAAUCAACAGACCACAGGAAAAAUGUCCCUAAACGAAGGCGAGGUGAAGCUUUCGCACCGCACCAGGAAACGCGUCCGGGAAGUCAAACGAAAGGCCCGUCCAGAACUGGCCGACAAGAGCGCCUGGGUGCAGCUGGAGUACCACAGGAAGUUCGACAAGUUCCGGGAGUUCGAGGACAAUGUGGAGCGGAUCCACGUAAAGGACGUUUCGCCGCGGGAGUUCAUCGAGCGGUUCGAGUCGAUCUACAAGCCGGUGGUGAUUGAGGGCAUUACCGAGGGCUGGAAGGCGGAGUACAAGUGGACGCUGGAGCGGCUGGCCAAGAAGUACCGGAAUCAGAAGUUCAAGUGCGGCGAGGACAAUGACGGGUAUAGCGUCAAGAUGAAGAUGAAGUACUACAUUGAGUACAUGAGGAACACGACGGAUGAUAGCCCGCUGUAUAUCUUCGAUAGCAGCUUCGGAGAGCACCAUCGCCGGAAAAAGCUCCUGGAGGAUUACGACAUACCGUUGUACUUCCGAGACGAUCUGUUCAAACAUGCCGGAGAGGAACGUCGACCGCCCUAUCGGUGGUUCGUGAUGGGUCCGGCUCGUUCCGGAACCGGUAUUCACAUCGAUCCACUGGGGACCAGUGCGUGGAAUGCGCUGGUUAGCGGCCACAAACGGUGGUGCCUAUUUCCGACGCAUACCCCGAAGGAACUUCUGAAGGUUACCGGAGCGAUCGGAGGCAAACAGCGGGACGAGGCCAUCACGUGGUUCAAUCUGAUCUAUCCGAAGACGAAGCAGCUGGACUGGCCAAGCGAUUGUAAACCGUUGGAGAUCCUCCAGAAACCGGGCGAAACGGUAUUCGUUCCCGGAGGAUGGUGGCACGUCGUGCUGAAUAUGGACGACACGAUAGCCGUGACCCAGAACUUCUGCAGCAAAACCAACUUCCCUGUGGUGUGGCACAAAACCGUCCGGGGGAGACCGAAACUGUCCAAGAAGUGGCUGAAAGUUCUACAGGAAGUGGAACCGGAGCUGGCCAAAGUGGCGGCCGAGAUCGAUGUCGGCCAGAGUACCGGUGUGGCGUCGGAUAGCUCGAGCAACUCCAGCUCCUCGUCUUCCAGCUCGAGCAGCGACGAAAGCGACAGCAGCAAUACCGACAGUGGCCAGGAAUCGCUGUCUGCCCACAAGACCAAGAAGCGCCGGAAAACCGGUGGCGGAAUGAUGGCCUGAUUAAUACUGUGAAGUUGGGUCAGCCGGAGGAAGAUCGAAUCAAAGUUCUUUCAUUUUGAUAUAAUAUGUUUUAUUUUCCAAACAGGACGUGAAGUUGAAUUGCGACUUUCUUUUUAAAUGAAAUGCCUUGUUUCUCUGACUGCGGGGGAAAAACACGACCCUGAGUAUUACCCUGAAACUGAAGCAAAAGAAAUUUGUUAGGUUUACAAACUAAUUUAUAUUGAAAAUAAAUAAAAAACUAGAACAAUGUGAAUUGAUAACAAGCAAAAUGAUAACCUAGUAGAUUAGUAAAACAAAAAAGAAAUGUAACUUAAACAAAGCAAACGGAAGCAAAGCAAAGUGCGUAGCCAAAUUAGGAUAUGAAAUAGGCACCAACAAAUUGGUAUCUCCAAGAUUUAAAACUCAUUGAUCUUUGACAAAUACAUACAUAUGUAACAAGUAAGAAAAAACUCCAUUCGCCAGGAUCAUCUCCAUCUGAAUUACUUUUUCGAAACGGUAUCAAAAGAUUGAUCUAAAAUGGAAUGAAGAACCAGCGAGAGUUCAAUCAUUAAAACACCUUUACAGACAUUAUUUGAAACAGAAUCGGUAUUUGUGCCUUGAGUGUUUAUGCAAAGUAGCAGAUGAAAUUCACACAAUCGCAUCAAUCAAGAUUGUUACGAGCAUACGGUGUGCAAAUCGGUUAGGAAUUAUUAAAUAUAAACUGGUGUUGAGCGGAAAUUUGGCAAUUUUCGGAACAACUUAAAGCGUC
This is a messenger RNA of Aedes aegypti (yellow fever mosquito), 2168 nucleotides long. It is a transcript of the gene PSR, whose product is annotated as bifunctional arginine demethylase and lysyl-hydroxylase PSR. The record is from RefSeq and is a predicted model, not a curated record. Bases 233 to 1420 code for a protein of 395 amino acids. The transcript is spliced from 5 exons. Gene Ontology annotation, cellular component: cytoplasm; nucleus. Gene Ontology annotation, molecular function: P-TEFb complex binding; histone H4R3 demethylase activity. Gene Ontology annotation, biological process: phagocytosis. NCBI's taxonomy places the organism in Eukaryota, Metazoa, Arthropoda, Insecta, Diptera, Culicidae.